AUCUCUAGAGCCGGCCCUGGCUCUCUGGCGCGGGGCCCCUUAGUCCGGGCUUUUUGCCAUGGGGUCUCUGUUCCCUCUGUCGCUGCUGUUUUUUUUGGCGGCCGCCUACCCGGGAGUUGGGAGCGCGCUGGGACGCCGGACUAAGCGGGCGCAAAGCCCCAAGGGUAGCCCUCUCGCGCCCUCCGGGACCUCAGUGCCCUUCUGGGUGCGCAUGAGCCCGGAGUUCGUGGCUGUGCAGCCGGGGAAGUCAGUGCAGCUCAAUUGCAGCAACAGCUGUCCCCAGCCGCAGAAUUCCAGCCUCCGCACCCCGCUGCGGCAAGGCAAGACGCUCAGAGGGCCGGGUUGGGUGUCUUACCAGCUGCUCGACGUGAGGGCCUGGAGCUCCCUCGCGCACUGCCUCGUGACCUGCGCAGGAAAAACACGCUGGGCCACCUCCAGGAUCACCGCCUACAAACCGCCCCACAGCGUGAUUUUGGAGCCUCCGGUCUUAAAGGGCAGGAAAUACACUUUGCGCUGCCACGUGACGCAGGUGUUCCCGGUGGGCUACUUGGUGGUGACCCUGAGGCAUGGAAGCCGGGUCAUCUAUUCCGAAAGCCUGGAGCGCUUCACCGGCCUGGAUCUGGCCAACGUGACCUUGACCUACGAGUUUGCUGCUGGACCCCGCGACUUCUGGCAGCCCGUGAUCUGCCACGCGCGCCUCAAUCUCGACGGCCUGGUGGUCCGCAACAGCUCGGCACCCAUUACACUGAUGCUCGCUUGGAGCCCCGCGCCCACAGCUUUGGCCUCCGGUUCCAUCGCUGCCCUUGUAGGGAUCCUCCUCACUGUGGGCGCUGCGUACCUAUGCAAGUGCCUAGCUAUGAAGUCCCAGGCGUAAAGGGGGAUGUUCUAUGCCGGCUGAGCGAGAAAAAGAGGAAUAUGAAACAAUCUGGGGAAAUGGCCAUACAUGGUGGCUGACGCCUGUAAUCCCAGCACUUUGGGAGGCCGAGGCAGGAGAAUCGCUUGAGCCCAGGAGUUCGAGACCAGCCUGGACAACAUAGUGAGACCCCGUCUAUGCAAAAAAUACACAAAUUAGCCUGGUGUGGUGGCCCGCACCUGUGGUCCCAGCUACCCGGGAGGCUGAGUUGGGAGGAUCCUUUGAGCCCUGAAAGUCGAGGUUGCAGUGAGCCUUGAUCGUGCCACUGCACUCCAGCCUGGGGGACAGAGCACGACCCUGUCUCCAAAAAUAAAAUAAAAAUAAAAAUAAAUAUUGGCGGGGGAACCCUCUGGAAUCAAUAAAGGCUUCCUUAACCA
Molecule: messenger RNA, 1290 nt
Organism: Homo sapiens (human)
Lineage: Eukaryota; Metazoa; Chordata; Mammalia; Primates; Hominidae
Gene: ICAM4
Product: intercellular adhesion molecule 4 (Landsteiner-Wiener blood group)
Exons: 3
Coding region: 59-874 (271 amino acids)
Biological process (GO): cell adhesion; signal transduction; cell-cell adhesion
Cellular component (GO): extracellular region; membrane; plasma membrane
Molecular function (GO): integrin binding
Source: RefSeq, marked reviewed